Maniola jurtina (meadow brown) is the source of this 7490-nucleotide messenger RNA. RefSeq names its product ATP-binding cassette sub-family C member 10. Gene Ontology annotation, cellular component: membrane. The record is from RefSeq and is a predicted model, not a curated record. Gene Ontology annotation, biological process: transmembrane transport. Gene Ontology annotation, molecular function: ATP binding; ATP hydrolysis activity; ABC-type transporter activity. Bases 229 to 5037 code for a protein of 1602 amino acids. The transcript has 23 exons. Lineage: Eukaryota; Metazoa; Arthropoda; Insecta; Lepidoptera; Nymphalidae.
GUCACUUGUCUCUGAUACCUACUUGAUUUUGCUUUAUUUUUAUUUUUAAUUUUAAAUUCGUAUCACUUAUUCACUGUGCUUAUUCACUACAAAAAUAUAAUUGGGGAAUCCUUUAAAAUAAAUUACGGUACAGAGAUUUUCUCAGAAGAAUAAUUAAAGUACUCAAAUAAAUAUGUUUUUCAAGACAUUUUGACUUGUGUUGUGGCUGUGCAGAUUUUGGUAAAGACAAUGAACUCUUUUAUGAAUCUAACUUGGAAAUGGGAAUACAUAUGUGGCCCACAGGGCCUGGUUCCAUGGAACGAUACGACAAAGGACAUUGGAAUGUGUUUUCAAGAGUUGUUCUUUCAAAUACCUAUAUUUUUUACAUUCGCUAUAACUUCAGCUUAUUACGUGGGAUUAAGAAAAAAUUGGGUAGUAAGAGAAAAGACUCAAGAACGGUCAAUUACUCUUCGCAGCUUUGUAGCAUUAGCACUUGUCUCCAUUCCAAUAAUACACAUGUAUAUCAUCAUAUCUGAUGAUGGAUUUAGGCUAUAUCCUAUUGAUUACUUUGCUGCUGGAGCAGCGUGUAUAUCGUGGCUGGUUCACUUUGGGUAUGUCAUAGCACUGAAACAUCGCUUGGGGCAAAGUUCUCGUGGUCCAAUAAGUCAACUUGUUUUAUGGAGUCUCACAGUGCUGUUUAGUAUUAUUGAACUUCGAAGUAAUAUUCUUAUUGGUGCUCCUACAUCAUUUGACAUUGCCAUAUUAUGUUGCCAUUUUGUAUAUUUCCUGACUUUGCUACCAGCGAGUGAUUCCAGACCAACAUUUUACUCACCAUGCCUUGUCGGCUCUCAACAUUCUCAUAGUGAAUACACCCCACUUCUACCUCAAGGCGAUGAAGGGGUCCUUGGUACGGCUAUGCAAGGUGCAAACUGGUGGUCUAAACUGUGUUUUUCAUGGGUUGAUCCACUCUUACAAAAAGGGUUUGAAAACAAGCUACAAGACCUAGAAGAACUAUAUGACAUUCCAGCACGGUAUAGAUGUACUUAUGUUGGUGCAAGGAUGGACAAGGCGCUGAUUGGUAAUGUUGAUAAUUACCAACAGUUCACUGAAGUGCCACAUCAACCAUUUAUUGGACCUGGCUAUGGGGCAACAAGUGAAACAUUGCCUCAAUCAUCUACACCAGUCACUCCCACCUCUCGAGUGCUGCUACGCCCAAUACGACGGCAAAAUGUCUCAUUGUUUCGUGCGCUGCACAGUUGCUUCGCUCUUCAAUUUUAUGGCAUUGGAAUGCUCAAACUGAUCUCUGACAUGGCAGGCUUUGGUGGACCUAUACUACUCAAUAAACUAGUCACUUUUGUUGAAGAUGACAGUAUUGAUCAACAUUAUGGAUAUAUUUAUGCUGCAACGCUUCUAGCAGUUACAAUAAUAUCUGCUUUAUUUAAUGUUCAUUUCACUUGGUUAAUGUCUAUGAUUGGCCUCAAAAUGCGCGGAGCCAUAGUGUCCACUAUUUUGAGAAAGACACUUAGUGUGACUUCGACUGAACUCAAUAAAGCUUUUUCUAUUGGGGAAAUAACAAAUUUUAUGUCAACUGAUACUGACAGAAUUGUGAACUCUUGUCCCAGUUUUCAUGCGCUCUGGAGUAUACCAUUGCAGUUAUUCAUCACAUUGUUCCUUUUGUAUCAACAAGUUGGCAUAUCAUUUUUGGCUGGCGUGGCAUUCUCAGUAAUUCUUAUACCAAUAAAUAAAAUAAUUGCAAAUAAGAUUGGACAGUUGAGUACAGAAAUGAUGAAACACAAAGACACGCGAGUGAGCCUGAUCAGCGACAUGCUCCGCGGGAUACGCACUGUAAAAGUGCACGUGUGGGAAGACUACUUCAUUGAUAAAGUUUCAGAGGCCCGUGCGAGGGAGCUGCGGUAUCUGCGCGGGCGCAAGUACCUGGACGCGGUGUGCGUGGUGCUGUGGGCGACGACGCCCGUGCUGGUGGCGGCGCUCACGCUGGGAACGCACGCGCUGCGCGGACAAGUGCUAAGCGCGCCUACUGUCUUCACAACUAUAGCAUUGAUCAAUAUGUUGAUUGCGCCAUUGAAUGCUUUCCCUUGGGUACUGAAUGGACUGACUGAAGCUUGGGUUUCUAUGAAACGUAUCCAGAAACUUCUAGAUCUCAGAGACAUGGACAUGGAACAUUAUUAUGAUCGACUGAACAUAAACCGCGACGAAGACAAAGUUAUUAUAAUUAAAAACGCUACAUUUACAUGGGCGAAAUCUUCCAUCCGUAGAAAAUCAAUGCCGAAAUCAAAGAAAAACAAGGGCAAAUCUCAAAAGAAGCUAUCCAAAUACAGUAUUCAGAGGAGGGAUUCAGAGUCGUCUAAUGAGACGUUUAUACAAGAACCGUUCAAGUUACAAGAUAUAUUUUUCGAGAUUGGUAAAGAAGAAUUAGUCGGUAUUGCCGGACCAGUGGGUAGUGGGAAGACGUCGCUGUUGUUAGCAAUUAUAGGGGACAUGCUGAAACAGGCGGGGGAUAUUCAAAUACCCGAAUUUCUUAAUAGUUUUGGUUAUGUGUCCCAGCAGCCGUGGCUCGUACGUGGGACUAUACGUGACAACAUAUUAUUUGGGAAACCUUAUGACGAAUCGAAGUUUAGAUCGGUCAUUGACGCUUGUGCAUUAACAGAGGAUCUGAAUCUGUUGGGCUGGAACGCAUACGUGGGCGAAGGCGGCUGCACCCUCAGUGGCGGACAGCGGGCGCGAAUAUCACUCGCACGGGCCGUGUACCAGGAUAAACAAGUGUACCUGUUGGAUGAUGUAUUGUCGGGCGUCGACGCGACAGUCGCGCAGCACAUAAUGCAACGCUGCAUCCUGGGCCUGCUGCGGCACACGGCGCGCGUGCUCGUCACGCACUCGCCGCGACACCUGGCGCGCACACACCGCGUGCUGCUGAUGCAGGACGGAAGGAUAGUCACGCAAGGUCCACCGGAAACAGUGCUAAACGAAAUAGAAGAAUUUCUGCCCAGUGAAACUGAAUGCGAAGGCGAAGAGCCCCCACUCAAACGCGACAUGGAGGACAAACAACUUGACGAGCUAGACGUCGUUAGUCGAAACAGUUUGGAUAAUGACGAAAGUAUGUCCGAAGGCACAGUUGGUUGGUGGGUCAUCGGCCUAUAUCUACGCUCAGUGGGUGGCUUCCUAACAAUGUGCAUCGUAAUAUCGCUGAUACUCAUGCAACUGUCUCAAAACUUCACAUUCGUUUGGCUCACGUUCUGGGUCAGAAACAAAAGCAACAAUUCCGUGAAUGCACUAGUAAUUGACAACGUGCACGAAAACACUACAGCUCUCGACCAUAGCUUUAACGUGUUGGACAAUAUUGUACACAAUAUAGUAAACACUUCGAUGACGAUUAUCAACAAUUUCAGUGGGAAUAAUAAUAAUAAUAGUACAAUUGUAACUGAUAACUACAAUUUAGCAAGCAACAUGUAUUCUACGCAAUCUCAAGUAUUAAAAGCGUCAGCACUCACAGACAAUUAUUACUUGGAAGUGUAUUUCGGUUUGGCUGGACUAAAUCUAGUAUUCACUAUCAUGCGUGCGUUCUUGUUCGCUUAUGGAGGUCUUAAAGCUGCAGCCAAGAUACACAAAAUACUUCUGAAAGUUAUUGUAAAGGCAAACGUGAAAUUUUUCGAUGUAACCCCUACAGGACGCAUAGUUAAUAGAUUCUCUUCAGAUACAUACACAGUGGACGAUUCACUACCAUUUAUCUUAAAUAUAUUGCUCGCACAAAUAUUUUCCUUGAUUGGCGCGGUGGUGGUUACAGUCUACGGUCUGCCUUGGUUGCUAGUGGGCGUCUUACCUAUGACUUUCAUAUACUACAGAUUACAGCGACGCUAUCGGAUCACUUCCAGGCAACUCAAAAGAUUGCAGAGUGUAGCGUUGUCGCCGGUCUACGUACAUUUUAAUGACACACUUGAAGGUUUGAGCAGUAUCCGCGCUCUGGGCGCGGCGGCGCGGUGGGCGGAGCGCGGCGAGGAGAGCGUGGAGCGCUGGCAGCGCGCGGCGCUAUGCGGCGCGGCGGCGGCGCAGUGGCUGGCGCUGCGCCUGCAGGCUGCCGCCGCCGCCGCCGUGGCGGGCGCCGCGCUCGUCGCCGUGCUGCAACGCGCCACACAUGCCGCUGAUCCGGGACUCGUGGGCCUGGCCAUAUCGUACGCUUUGUCGAUGACUUCAAUGCUGAGCAGCGUGCUGAACUCAUUCACUGAGACCGAGCGAGAGAUGAUUGCCGUAGAGCGAGUCGGCGAAUAUAUUACACAGAUAGAAAGUGAAAAAAUAGAUGGAGACUCACCACCCUAUGGCUGGCCUUCCCAUGGAGUUAUAAGUUUUGAGGAUGUACACCUUAAAUAUGGAGCAAGGGACAGCGGCGAGGCGCUGCGAGGCGUGACGUUCUCGAGUCACCCCGGCGAGCGGCUGGCGGUGGUGGGGCGCACGGGCGCGGGCAAGAGCUCGCUGCUGCGCGCCGUGCUGCGUCUCGCGCCGUGCGCCGCGGGCCGCGUGCGCGUCGACGGCAUCGAUGUCGCCACGCUGCACUUACAGGCGCUCAGAUCUCGUAUCGGUAUAAUUCCGCAAGAGCCGUUCAUAUUCUCGGGCAGCAUCCGCGAGAACGUGGAUCCGCUGCGGCAGUACUUGGACGCGGAGGUGUGGCGCGCGCUGGACGCGUGCGGUGCGCGGGACGUGGUGAGCGCGCGCGGCGGCCUGGCCGCGCCCGCGGGGCAGCUGUCGCGCGGCCACGCUCAGGUGCUGUGCCUCGUGAGGGCUUUGCUGCAGAAGGCUAAGAUCCUACUCGUAGACGAGGCGACGGCUAACCUCGACCAAGAGAGCGAGCGAGUCAUCCUGGACACUAUCCGCUGCUCGUUCGGCGGCAGCACCGUGGUGUUCGUGGCGCACCGCCUGGCCGGCGUGCUGGAGUGCUCGCGGGUGCUGGUGCUGGGCGGAGGCCGGCUGCUGGAGCUGCGGCCGCCCGAGGACGCGCUCGCCGACCCCACUUCACAUCUCUACAGACUGCUGCAUCCAGACCAGUAACAGACAUCACCCCUUUGCGAUACCAGUCGCUGCACGUUCGGCGACAGCACCGUGGUGUUGGUGGGGUAAGUUCUGCAUUGACACGAACAAAGCAUACUCGAGCGGAGUGCGCUUGGGUAGUUAGAUGCUAGUUGUAUCGUGGAAACUAGCAUCUAUGACGUGAAGGGUGAUUGCCGCCGUCGAGGCGUUGAUAAGUGUCGUGGACGCGGUGGCACGACACGUGACAUUGGUUCCCUUUGUCGUCGAUAAAGUGCCACUCGUCUAUAAGAAUACUAGGAAGAAUGGUGUCUUAAUUUAAUUUUGAUACAUUCCGUCUUUUAUUCACUAUCAAAUUGUGUAAUAUAUUAAAAAAAAGAUUAUUAUAUGUCUGUUCGUUACCUAUGCGUUCACAAAUCUUUCUCCAUACCUUAACCUUAAUAAAUUACCUUAAGGUAUAAUAAAUAGGUGACGAGCGAGUCGCAUGGCAACGCAUGCUGGACAUUACCCAGUAUUGUAUAAAAACGUUAAUUAGUAGUGUAAGUUAAAUAAAUUUUUCAAUUUGUUUCCGUGUAUGACUGAUUUUUGAAACAAAUUGAUUUGAUUUUGAACUGAUUGUAAUUUACGAGAUAUACGUCAUUAUUAUUAUUGCAUGUACGAGUAAGAUUAUAUUAAUGUUAUCGAAGUAUAUUUUUGUAGUAAGAGAUUCCGCAUAUGGUCUACCUUGACCCAUCUGUUAACUAUAUUAUGUCUUAUUUAGAACCGCGGCCUAAUGGUCAAGGCAUCGGGCGUGAUUCCUAGAAGAUGCAGGUUCGAAUCCUGACGGUUCCGCAAUUUUUGAUAUGUAUUUAAGAAUUAUUUAGAGUACCUAAAACGACUUUAACAGGUUUUAGGCAGCAAAGGCGACCUUUUUGUACUAGUGAGGUGAAAACAAUUUUUUUCUAUAUCACCCAACAGCUUGUGAAGCAAACGACUUUGACACAUUAUUGUAGAGUAGCGUGUCUUGAUGUCUUGGUGUCCUGUCUCUCUCUAUCCAUACUAAAUGUAUGAAACCGAUAUGCUUAUGACGUUGCGACACCACACGACACGCUAGUAUAUUUGUUGCUUUAUACAGUCUUGGCCCACUUUUUAUUAGGAUGGAUAUUAUGGAUCAAAUAUCCUUAUGAGCAUCUCAAAAUCUUAGGCUGAGAUCUAUAGAGCGCACUUUGACUUUGCUCAGACUUAAGACACUGUUAAAACGAGACAAGGUUAUGCCGCUGGCAUAAAUCUGUCUCGUUUUGACUGAAACUUAAGUCUAAGCAAAGUCAAAGUGCGCUUUAUAAUUUCAACUUUAGUGACCGAUUUUGACGCCCUUAAAGUUAAGAAACGGUUCUGUAUUUGGCUGCAUGAUAUAAAACACAAUAGAGUUUGUAGCAUAUUAUAUUAUUUUCAUGUAAAUGUGUAUUAAUUGCUUGUAAGUAAAUAAUAAUUUAAUUAAUGUUAAAUGAAUUAAAUCUAUUGAAAUGAGAUUUUCAGUUAGUUAGCUUUCUGGGAACGAAAGUGUAAAGAACUUUAAUUUCAUUAUAAUUUAAAAAGAAAUCGAUAUUUGAAAUCACAGUCAAACCUAUUAUUUUUAAACAUUAAAAUUAUUUUAAGAAAGAAUAUUUUUAUAUUAGUGCUAUUAAUAAGUCGGCCGCACGUUACAGCCAGAGUAAGUCGAUCGCACAUUAUAGCCAUUAUAUAUGCAACGUCCAACGCAGCGCUUUUUACCCGACUGCGGCAAAGCCAAAAGGAAGGGUUAUGAUUUUUUUGAUCUAAUGAAAAAUGCGAAUGACGUAAUAAUACCGCUCUUUCGGCUCAUCUGUAAUGUGCGAUCAAUUUUACUUAACUUUUUCAAUUAGAUGCCUUGUGAUAUAAAUCAUGACAAAGACUAGCGUUCAUUAUAGACGAAUCGAGUCAUGUCGACAAUUUCGCGAACUGAAUCCAGUACAAGUUCAAGCAAAUUCGAUUCAGUGGGUGCAAUCGAUUCGCUAAAGCGCGCCAAGACCUUUAGAAGCAAUUAAUUAGUAAAUUCAGGGUGACAAAUAAAUCGAUUCGGCAAUCAUAUGGACGCUAGGCUUUAGUUUUCGUAAUCUACAUGUUUCGCUCUUCAGGUUGUUUGUAGGGGUAGUCGAUAUAGUCGAAUAUUUCUUCUUCCGAUGUGAUCGGCACGGGCUCUCCAGGCACACCUUUAAAUUAUUAUGUAACGUAAAUAACUGUCGAUCUCUCAAAAGUUAUAUAGUGCAUACAUUUUGAGAACGCAGUUGCCAUUUUUGCUGUGUCAACUGGCAUGUAAAAAGUAUGAUUUUAGUCCUUAGGUAAACCAUACUAAAUCUUAGGGUAAACCGGACUUUUGACAUGACACUUGACACGAAGAGUAAAUAUGGCGAGUGCGUCCUCAAUGCAUUUACAUAUAAAUUAUUAUAAAUUGAUAUUUUUCUUAAUAAAAGUCUGAAAAU